AUCUUCCACGCUCGCGCCCCCCUACUUGUGUCCUGAAGCGAGACUCCAGCCGGAAAGCGGAAAAGGAAGAUUACCCAGAAGCCAAGGUGGGGUAGCCGGGCUUUCAUGCCGCGAAAUGAUUCGACGGUGGCGAGGAGAAAUAAAAUGUCCCCAGAAUUUCAUGCAAUCUCUCUCCAUCAUCGACAAACGGUCGAUUCGGGAUGUUUUUUUCCGUUGUUAGGGCUUUUGAUUGAUUGAUCGUUUCAUUUCGUCAUGUGUUAGGUCGUUAACAAAACAGGAAAAAGGUGAUUCCACUCUUCCAAAUUAACCCCAAGAAACGUGCCCGCAAUGAGGACGGCUGCUUUAAAGGGAGGAAGAGGCACGGUGGGUGGUUUCUGGGGAUGCUCGAGGUUCGCCCGAGCAUGGAGUUCGUGGGCAAGGCCGUGAGGAAGAAGUUCAGGGGCUUCGGCGUGUUCGCUGGAGUAAUUGAGUCGUACGAUCCAUCGACGGGCUUCUUCAGGGUCGUUUACGAGGAUGGCGACUCGGAGGAGCUGGAGCUGAGCGAGAUCGCGUCCGUUCUGCAGGAGGAGGGGCGUUCCAGGGGUAGGCCGCCCAAGAAACGGCGUCGGGUGGCCGGAAAAGCUGCGAGCUGGGCCGUCGACGGGAAGCAGUUGGAGGAAGUUGGCUCUUGUGAAGAUUCAGCGGGCACCCACAUGGCGGAAAACGGCCUGCAGACAGGCAGGAGCCCGGAAAUGGGAUGUUCGGGGGUUUUAGAGGUGGAGGAAGUGAAGGAGGUCGGUUUUGUAGAGGGUUUCGGAAGCACCCCAUUGACGCAGGGCACGUUGGGGGAAAGUGAUGGAAUCAAUGGGGAUUCAAAGGCGGAUCAUUCUUUUAGGGUUUCGGAAUUGGCAGGGCACGAAACUGCAGUAGUUGCUUCUUCCAUCGAAAUUAGGACAGCAGAUAGUGUUUUCUUUUGUGAUGCAAAUGAAGUCGGUCAAUCUAGGGGUUUGGAAGAUAAUGGGAUAAAGGGUCUGCCGGAUUUGAACGGAAAUGGGACUUUUGGGGCAUCGGAAGAAACCUCAGGUGUCAAUUGUGAUCAUGCAUUUGAUGCCGAGCAAAAGGGGGUUUCUGGCUGUGUCGAAGAGAAUCAGGUGGACGCAAGGGAUCCACUUGAUGGGGAUGCCAGAAAAGAAAGCUGUUCGUUUAUUUGCAGAGAAGUGCGAAAGAAAGUUGAAGAUUGUGCAUUAGAUUCGAAGGAAAUUGUCUGCCCUACGGUUGUGGCUGAGAAUGGUUUUAUUGGUGCCUUUGAAGGAACCCAAAAUGGUGAUGGUGGUGUGUCCUUGAGUGUGCAUGGAGCUGCUUCCUCUACGGCUUUGGAAGAAAUGCAAAUCAAAGAAGAAGAUCACCAGGUUUGUGAAAAUGGGAAUGGUGAUAGUGGUAUUGCUUUGGGUCUUGGUAGAGCCGCUUCCUCUAGGGCUUUGGAAGAACUACAAAUGAAAAAGGAGGAUCACCAGGUUCGUGAGAAUGGUGGCCUUACGAAUUCAGAGAGCGACCCUCUUAUUGCAUCAGAAUUGGUCCAAAACGGGGAAAAUGUAGCUGCAGACCUGGGAGAAAGGAACGGCAGCCUGCCUGUGGAAAGCGUGGAGGCUCAGUUUCAGACGCCACCUCGUCGGAGGUCUUCAAAGCGCAAGCUUUCGGAGAACGGAACGUCUUUCCCUCCUGUCACUUUGAGAAGAAGCGCUAGAAGGGCAGCGAUAAUUCUGGACUCCUCAAGUGCUUUCCCCAGCGACCCAGAGUCAAUUGUGGCGAGUUCUGCAAGUGCGGUUAUGAAUAAUGAUCAUGUCAAUUUGGUUGAUAAGGAUCCUCCGCAGGAUCACGGUUGCAUCCAACCAACUCUAUCACUACCGCUUUCUUCCAAAGACCUGGGCAUAGAUGAGCUUCCUGCCCUCGAUAUAUUCUCCGUCUACAGCUGUCUAAGAUCGUUUAGUACUUUCUUGUUUUUAAGCCCUUUCACCAUCGAAGCCUUUGUUGCAGCACUGAAAUCCACUUUUGUUAAUCCUCUUAUAGAUUGCAUUCAUUUUUCUCUCUUAUAUGCACUCAAACGCCACUUGAAGUCUCUUUCUGGUGAUGAUUCCAAAAUUGCAUCUGCUUGCCUUAGGAGUCUCGACUGGGAGCUUUUAGAUUUGCUCACAUGGCCUGUAUACCUUGUCGAAUAUCUUUUGAUUUCUGGAUCUGCUGUUAGUUCUGGUUUGCAACUUGCUCAACUGAAUCUCUUGAAUGGUGAGUACUACAGACAGCCGGCAGCUGUAAAACUUGAGGUUCUCAGAUGUCUCUGUGAUGAUUUCAUGGAGACUGAGGAAAUAAGAGGUGAAAUUGAUAGAAGGGCAUUGGUCUCUGCGUUAUAUGGAGAAACUGAUAGAACCGUGAAUUUCUUUGGUUCCACGAGUUCAACACUGACGAAUGACAGGAGUUACAAGAAAAGGAAAGUAAAUGCGGACUUAACAAAGCAUGGCAUUUCCUUGGAGAAGGAUGGAUUAGAGGGUUCUCCUUUGUGCCAAGAUCCUUUUGAAGCUUCAAUUGAAGAUAUUAAAAAUGAUGAUUGGAAUAGUGAUGACUGCUGUUUAUGUAAAAUGGAUGGAAACUUGAUUUGCUGUGACGGAUGUCCUGCUGCAUACCAUUCAAGGUGUGUGGGAGUCUCUAGGGAUCUUCUGCCUGAGGGUGAUUGGUAUUGUCCAGAAUGUGUAAUGGAUAAAACUGUUGGGAGGUUUAAGUCAUGUAGUCCAUUACAAGGAGGAGAACUUUUGGGUAUCGAUCCACUUGGACGUAUUUAUUUUGCUACUUAUGGAUAUCUCUUGGUGUUGACUUCAGAUGAGGGUGGUAGUUGCUGCUAUUACAGCAAGAAGGACUUGAACUUAGUUAUUGAAAUGCUAAAGUCAUCUAGCUUUGUGUGUGAUGAAAUAGUAAAUGCUAUAUUGUCACACUGUGAAGUGCCGGUUGACUCUGACAGUGCAAAAAAUGUUAGUCUUCAGUAUGUUAAAUCUGUUGGUGGAAUUAAUGCAUGCUAUCCAAACAAUUCCACCCAUUUGGUUUUGGUGCCUUCAUCAAGUUAUACACAGGAGGUGCCCAAAAAUGGUGACGGUAUUGUUAGAAAAGAUGAACAUGAAUCCUCUGCAUGUACCAUUGGUGGAUCCCAUACUUUAAAUGGUCUACAAUCAGAAAAUGUAGUAGGUUCAUUAGCUUUAAGUCAACAUACAGGAAGUCCUAUUGCAAACAUGGAUGCUUCAACUGCAGCAUUACAAGUAACAUCCAGUGCUCAAGACUCUCAGCAAGCCAUCCAGUGGGUUGAAGAUAGUCAAACUGUAGCUGGUUCAGUAAUCAAUAAGUCUGUUUGCAGUUCGUGUGAGCAUGAUAUGUCUAAUACCAUUAGUGUGAGGCUUGACAGCAUGCAGGUGGAGAAGCCUAUCCUUGAUUCAGUUCCUGAUAAACAAAUAAAUACAAUGAUAUCUAGCAGUAAAUUGGCAGAUAUAGGCAAGGAUGGGGCUUUGAAAUGUCCAUCUGAACCUAGCUUGUAUAUCAACAGCUAUAGCUUAGGACAAAUUGCUUCAUCAAUUGCUAAGGAAGUAAGCCAUGCAUUUCCCAGUGAGAUCCAAGAAAGCAUGAACAAAUCUACUUCAGACACAAUGCUACCACUACUUAAAGUCUUUUCCAGUGCCAGCAGGAUGUUCACUUGGCCUAAUGUUGAAAGAAAAGCUCUAGGGAUGGUGCAAGAAAAGUGUGGAUGGUGCUUUACAUGCAGAAAUCCUAGUGAUAAAGAUUGUUUGCUUAGAAUGACUGAUAAGAACUUUGAGGUGGUCUCCGAGAAGAAAACUGUUGGACUCCGAUCAAAAAAGAAUAGAAAAAGUCAUCUUACAUCCAUUGUGCUUUAUAUUCUUUCUAUUGAGGAACACCUAAAUGGUCUUCUGUCUGGUCCUUGGCAGAAUCCACAAUACAGGAAACAUUGGCGUAAAAACCUUCUGAAGGCAUCAACUAUAACUGCAGUAAAACGCCAGUUACUAAUUUUAGAGGCAAACGUCCGACCUGUUGCACUUGCAGUGGAUUGGCUAAAAUAUAUUGAUUCAUCUGCUUCAUUGGGGUCUGCCCUUUUUGUUUCAACCAAGUUAGAUAACAUACCCACUGUAAGUGGUGGUAGCAGAAAGCGGUCUAGGAAGAAAAAUUUAUACUCAGAAACCAUUUCAGGCCCAGACAUUGCAGCUAUAAGAUCUGGUGUCCAUUGGUGGCGCGGUGGAAGCAUUUCUCGCCAACUGUUCCGAUGGAAGAUGUUGCCUCGUGUAUUGACUUUGAGAAGUGGACGUCAAGCUGGAUGUAAAAGAAUACCCGGUAUUUUGUACCCUGAGGCUUCAGAUUUUGCCAAAAGACCCAAGAAUCUUGCUUGGAGAGCUUCUGUUGAGCUUUCACUAACCGCAACUGAUCUUGGACUCCAGGUCAGGGAUCUUGAUGCUCAUAUAAAGUGGAACAACAUUAUAGGUUCUGAAAUCUUCCUCCAUGAAUCUGCUAAAAGACUGAGGCCAUGGAAGAAGGUAACCAUUCGAAGGAAGUCCAUAGAGGGUGAAAAUGUAAAAUAUCUGGUGGAUUUUGGAAAACGUAAAGUUAUUCCUGAUAUUGUGACAAGAAACGGAAUAAAGCUGGAGGAUGCUUCUGGCGAAAAGGAGAAGUAUUGGCUGCAUGAGUCUUUUGUUCCCUUGAACUUGUUAAGAGUUUAUGAAGAAAAGAGAUUAGCCCGUGCAGAUAAGAAAAUGAACUUGGGACCUAUCACUAAGGAGGGGCGCAGAAGGUUUUCGCGAAGGGAUUGGCUUUCACAUCUGAUAUCAAAACGAGAGAGCUGUGGGAGGUGUAUUUGUGGACACUGUAAACAAGAUUUGGUUGUCAGGCAUGCUGUGAAGUGUGAAUCUUGUGAAGGUUUUUUCCACAAAAGGCAUGUUUUCAUUACUACAUCCACCAGAAAUAAGAGCUGUACAAUCACAUGCUACAACUGCCAGGACAAGAAAAGAAUGACAACCAGAGCAAGCAAAGCACAGAAAGCUAAGUCUCAAAAUGUUGAAAACACCAAAUGUCAAAGCUCAUCAAAAUCAAAUAAGAAAAGUAAAAAAAGGUCUGUACAGAAAAAGAAAGUUAAGAAGAAUGAGCACAAAAAAGCAUCCAAAAAUUCCAAAAAGGGUCAGGCCAAGAAGGUCCCACCUAAAGGCACUGCUCGUAGCUUUCAAAGACCAAGAACCAGAGUGCUUUACGUUUUCUGGCUGAAUGGCCUUCUUUGGACAAAGAAGCUGAAUGAUGACCGUGUGCAGAAAUUUAUUGAGACAAACGUCCUCCUACCCCAAGUUACAGAUAAUGCCUCUCGAGCUCCUGUUUGCUUCAUCUGCCACAGGAUCUAUGACUCUCGCCUACUAUAUGUGUCUUGUGAAAUUUGCAGAGAAUGGUUUCAUGGGGAUGCCUUGGGGGUUACAACAGAAAGUGUGAGUAACUUGCUUGGGUUCAAGUGUUACAAAUGCUGUAAGAGGAAUAGUCCCGAAUGUCCCUAUACCAAAGAGGCAACACAAGAAGAUACAUCUGUUCAGUCCACUAGCACCGAUGUCAAGGCUGGGGAGUUUUGCUCUGAUGAUGAUAUGCUGCUCGGUGCCUUCUCUAAGAAACCAAGGCUCCUUCCAACUGAAGAAAUUCAGGGUUUAUUUUGUGACAUGACUACUACACAUGAUCAAAUUCCGGAAGUUACUAAUGUAGGUCCCUCUGAUGCUCUUAGUCUUGAUGCGGGUGUUCAAGCAGAAGGAAGCAUGGCAUCAUUAGGAUAAAAAAGGGCAGUCUAGAAUACCAUUGUUGGCUGCUGACUGAGGGUUGUCUCUUUCUGAUGGAUUUGCUUCUCUGAACUGGCACUAUAUUGGUCAUAAUGCCAAUUAUGGGCAUAGGUAUACAUUUUUUAGUCGCUUUGCUAUUUUUACUGGAAGGAGCAGCUCCUAAAGGCGCCACACAAGGUUUCUGUGCUGUUUUGGCAGUUGAAACUUGAAAAAGGUUCAUAGCAUAAUAGUGGAUUAUUUCUUCUCAAGGAAAUUUUAGUGCUAAAGGAAUAUCUCCUAUAGCUCAAGUGUGACUCUUGCUAUGAAGGUGUACUGAUUGGUAUAUGGUGUAAUCAGCCCAUUGAUCCUGACUAACACGUCACUUCAAUCUACAUGAUUAUGGUACUCCGCAUUCUUGGUUUCUUUUCUCCCAGUUGAAUGCUGCCACUGGGCAACUUCUGCUUGUGUGUGUUCAUGUUGCCUGCUCCAUCCCCAGAUCCUGUUUUCAUCAUGUUAGCGUUCCAUUUAUUCUUUGGCCAUAUCAUAAUCUUUAUACAUAGUGAUCAUCUGGCAGUGAAGAGCUUGAUAUGGCUCAUCAAAGUUUUUUCUUGAUUGGGCAUCAGAACCAUUGUGCAAUGGUGAUUACUUGGAUGGAAAUUCAUACUUUACAUACAUAAAAGAGCUUAGCCAAGCUUGUCAUGUAUGACCCUUUCUCUCUCUCUCUCUCUCUCUCUCUCUCUCUAUGUGUGGCAAAUUCAUAACGUCUAUCAUCUUGAGCAAGUUCAACAAAUAUGAAAAUUAUUUGCUCACAUUAAUUCCCCUAUAAUUGAUGAAUCAUAUGGUGGAUUUAUGAAGGCUAAAGGUUCCCAUGUUAAAGCAUAUGCAAGGUACUUUCGUAUGUUGGAGAAAAUUGAAAUAUCAUACUUCGUGCAGCUUACUGGGAUUUGCCGAAGACCUCUGGCAGAUUUGGUUUAAAAAGUACUGGUGCUCUUCUUAUGUUGAGACUCCAACAAGGUCUGAAAUUGGUCUCCCUCUCUCUCUCUCUAUCUCUGCUUCUGCCAGAUUAUGCUUCCAAAUUUUUUGUAGAAUUGCGGCAAAUAUUCUGCAAAGCAUGCUGCUGCUAUUGGCACUUGGAGGUCCAGCAGGUUCUGAAGUUACUCUCCCCAUUAGAUCAUUUAAUGGGAGCUGAGAAAUAUAGAGUUUGAUUCCAGUCACCCUUUCAGAAGAACCAGAUGACGGUGUACUGUAACCAGAAGAAGAGACCUGGUGGCAGGCAGGCCAUGGGAAGGAUACUUGUGCAAUUGGGCGAUGCUGAGAUACCAUGGAUCUAAUUUGUCUUGUCAAACCUGUCUUUUACCCGAGAGAAUGUAAAGUUCGCGAAGGCGGCUUCCAAUUCAUGUGGGUAUUCAUUUACAAUUCAUAUCCCCACAUAUUGUUUCUUUAUUAUUGUAAUGUUCCAUUUUCAUUGAAUAAAAAGUUCUUCUGCUGA
Molecule: messenger RNA, 7293 nt
Organism: Nymphaea colorata (pocket water lily)
Lineage: Eukaryota; Viridiplantae; Streptophyta; Magnoliopsida; Nymphaeales; Nymphaeaceae
Product: DDT domain-containing protein PTM
Exons: 10
Coding region: 381-5822 (1813 amino acids)
Source: RefSeq, a predicted model, not a curated record